Messenger RNA from Aspergillus aculeatus ATCC 16872, 1491 nucleotides. RefSeq lists its product as uncharacterized. The transcript has 2 exons. Gene Ontology annotation, biological process: carbohydrate metabolic process. Bases 135 to 1325 code for a protein of 396 amino acids. Gene Ontology annotation, molecular function: hydrolase activity, hydrolyzing O-glycosyl compounds. NCBI's taxonomy places the organism in Eukaryota, Fungi, Ascomycota, Eurotiomycetes, Eurotiales, Aspergillaceae. The record is from RefSeq and is a predicted model, not a curated record.
CCCGGUCAUCCCCGCAUUCCAUCACGCCUGCAGAUCAUCCGACCGAUUCUGAAUCCUCUGAUUUAAAUCUGCCUGUCCCUCUGUCGUUCCCUUCUUAAUUUCUUCAUCCCUCCUCAAUUCCACCAAUCCCCAAAAUGCACCCUCCCCUCCCCGUCCCCUUCAUCUCCCUCUCCCUCUCCCUGCUCCCCUUCCUCCUCACCCCCCUCCCAACCCAAGCAACCACCCCCCAAACCCUCCUCGAACAACCACAAGUACUAAAAACAGGCAACCCGCUCCCCCUCCCCGGCCCCUGGCCCUGGUACGCCGACCCAGAAGCCCACCUCUUCCGCCACACGGGCCCAGCAACCCAACCCCAGACCCAGAACUACUGGAUCUACCCAACCUACAGCGCCGCCUACGAGGAACAAACCUUCUUCGACGCCUUCAGCUCGCCCGACCUAAUCACCUGGACCAAACACCCCACCAUCCUCAACAUCACGCAGGUCCCCUGGUCCACGAACCGCGCGGCGUGGGCGCCGUCCGUGACUCGACGGCCUAUCACAAAGGACAAGGGUGCUGCGCAACGUGGAAACAACUCCAGCGCAAACAACCCCCUUCCAGCAGAACCAACCCCGGAGGAUGAAUACGAGUACUACAUGUACUUCUCCACCGGCGACGGCACGGGCAUCGGGGUCGCCAGAUCGACCACCAACUCGCCGGCGGGGCCGUUCGCGGACGUCCUCGGAGAGCCCCUGGUGAAUGGCACGGUGAUGGGGGCGGAGGCGAUCGAUGCGCAGGUUUUUGUGGAUUAUCCUUCCAGUACAUCUUCAAGACAGGAUUCCGGAGGGGGCGACGGGGACAAUGACAGAGAUACGCCCCGCGUCUGGCUGUAUUUCGGGGGCUGGGGCCACGCGGUGGUGGUGGAGGUGGAUGCGGAGAGUAUGACCACCCUGAAGGGGGAGUUUGUGGAGAUCACCCCACCCGAUUAUGUGGAGGGGCCGUGGGUGUUGAAGCGCGGCGGGGUUUAUUAUUUUAUGUAUUCGGUGGGGGGCUGGGGUGACAACUCCUACGGCGUCAGCUACGUGACGGGUCCCUCGCCGACGGGGCCGUUUACCUCCACCCCAACCAAAAUCCUGCAGGGCAACGACAAGAUCGGGACGAGUACGGGCCAUCACAGUGUGUUGACGAUCGGUGAGGAGUACUACAUCGUCUAUCACCGACGGUAUCCCAACGAUACGGCGCGGGAUCAUCGCGUCGUGUGUAUCGAUCGCAUGGAGUUCGAUGCGCGGGGGAAUAUUCUGCCCGUGAAUAUCACGCUGGAGGGGGUGGAUGCUAGGCCUUUGUGAUUGCUUUUAUAUCAGAUAGAUGUCCUAGCGGGUAGGGUGUUGAGGCCGAGGCUACGCUGUGUAUACUUCUUCUCUGUUUGUGAGCGCAACGGUGGACUCACAGCAGGACAGAAGCGUCCUGGUUAUAAAAUAUAUAUGUUUACGGGGGACGCCUAAAACAAUGACU